Gopherus flavomarginatus (Mexican gopher tortoise) is the source of this 2132-nucleotide messenger RNA. RefSeq lists its product as uncharacterized. The record is from RefSeq and is a predicted model, not a curated record. Lineage: Eukaryota; Metazoa; Chordata; Testudines; Testudinidae. Bases 532 to 1413 code for a protein of 293 amino acids. The transcript is spliced from 2 exons.
GUACAGGCAGAAAUUGUGGAAAAACAACAUCAUUUGCCUCAUAACCUAAGUCAUGCAGAACACAAUGCCAUACACAGCCUCAGAAACCACCCAGACAUCAUCAUCAGAGAGGCUGAUAAAGGAGGUGAUGUUGCCAUCAUAAACAGGUCUGACUACCAAAAGGAGGCAGCCAGACAACUCUCCAAUACCAAAUUCUACAGGCCACUUCCCUCAGAUCCCACUGAGGAAUACACUAAGAAACUGCAUCAUCUACUCAGGACACUUCCUACACUAACACUGGAACAAACCAACAUACCCUUAGAGCCCCGACCAGGGUUAUUCUGUCUACUACCCAAGAUCCACAAACCCGGAAAUCCUGGACGCCCCAUCAUCUCGGGCAUUGGCACUCUCACUGAAGGACUGUCUGGAUAUGUGGACUCUCUACUCAGAACUUAUGCCACUAGCACUCCCAGCUAUCUCCGAGACACCACCGAUUUCCUGAGGAAACUACAAUGCAUUGGUGACUUUCCAGAAAACACCAUCCUAGCCACCAUGGAUGUAGAGGCUCUCUACACAAACAUCCCACCCACAGAUGGAAUACAAGCUGUCAGGAACUUUAUCCCUGAUGAUGCCACAGCACAACUGGUUGCUGAGCUCUGUGCCUUUAUCCUCACACACAACUAUUUCAAAUUUGAUGACAAUAUAUAUCUCCAGAUCAGUGGCAUCGCUAUGGGCACCCGCAUAGCCCCACAAUAUGCCAAUAUUUUUAUGGUCGACCUGGAACAAUGCUUCCUCAGCUCUCGUCCACUCAUGCUCCUUCUCUGCCUAUGCUACAUUGAUGACAUCAUCUGGACCCAUGGGAAAGAGACUCUGGAAAAAUUCCAUCACGAUUUCAACAGCUUCCACCCCACCAUCAACCUCAGCCUGGACCAAUCUACACAGGAGGUCCACUUCCUAGACACCACGGUGCAAAUAAGUGAUGGUCACAUUAACACCACCCUACACAGAAAACCUACCGACCGCUAUGCCUACCUUCAUGCCUCCAGCUUCCAUCCCAGGCACACCACACGAUCCAUUGUCUACAGCCAAGCACUGAGGUACAACCGCAUCUGCUCUAACCCCUCAGACAGAGACCAACACCUACGAAAUCUCCACCAAGCAUUCUCAAAACUACAAUACCUGCACGAGGAAAUAAGGAAACAGAUCAGAGCCAGACGUGUACCCAGAAGCCUCCUACUGCAAGACAACCCCAAGAAAGAAACCAACAGGACUCCACUGGCCCUCACAUACAGUCCCCAGCUAAAACCCCACCAAUGCAACAUCAGGGAUCUACAACGCAUCCUGGACAAUGAUCCCACACUUUCACAGGCCUUGGGUGACAGGUCAGUCCUCACCCACAGACAACCUGCCAACCUGAAACAUUCUCACCAGUAACUGCACACCGCACCAUAAUAACUCCAGCUCAGGAACCAAUCCAUGCAACAAACCUUGAUGCCAACUUUGCCCACAUAUCUACACCAGCGACACCAUCACAGGACCUAACCAGAUCAGCCACACCAUCACCGGUUCAUUCACCUGCAUGUCCACCAAUGUAAUAUAUGCCAUCAUAUGCCAGCAAUGCCCUUCUGCUAUGUACAUCGGCCAAACUGGACAGUCUCUGUAGAAAAGGAUAAAUGGACACAAAUCAGAUAUUAGGAAUGACAACAUACAAAAACCUGUAGGAGAACACUUCAACCUCCCUGGCCACACUAUAGUAGAUCUUAAGGUGGCCAUCCUGCAGCAAAAAAACUUCAGGACCAGACUGAAACUGCUGAGCUUCAGUUCAUCUGCAAAUUUGACACCAUCAGCUCAGGAUUAAACAAAGACUGUGAAUGGCUUGCCAACUACAAAACCAGUUUCUCCUCCCUUCGUUUUCACACCUCAACUGCUAGAACAGGGCCUCAUCCUCCCUGAUUGAACUAACCUCGUUAUCUCUAGAUUGUUUCUUGCUUGCAUAUAUAUACACACCUGCCCCUGGAAAUUUCCACUACAUGCGUCCGACGAAGUGGGUAUCCACCCACAAAAGCUCAUGCUCCAAAACGUCUGUUAGUCUAUAAGGUGCCACAGGAUUCUUUGCUGCUUUUACAGAUCCAGACUAACACGGCUACCCCUCU